Molecule: messenger RNA, 981 nt
Organism: Mya arenaria
Lineage: Eukaryota; Metazoa; Mollusca; Bivalvia; Myida; Myidae
Exons: 1
Coding region: 1-981 (326 amino acids)
Source: RefSeq, a predicted model, not a curated record
AUGAGUUCUCGUAAUCUGGCUAAAUCCCUCGUACCCCGCCCUGUCAACCCCAAGUCCCUCGUACCCCGUCCCCAGUCAACCCCGGUCCCUCCUACCCCGUCCCCAGUCAACCCCCAGUCCCUCGUACCCUGUCCCCCAUCAACCCCCAGUCCCUCCAACCCCGUCCCCAGUCAACCCCCAGUCCCUCCUACCCCGUCAACAGUCAACCCCCAGUCCCUCCUACCCCGUCCCCAGUCAACCCCCAGUCCCUCGUACCCUGUCCCCCGUCAACCCCCAGUCCCUCCUACCCCGUCCCCAGUCAACCCCCAGUCCCUCGUACCCUGUCCCCCGUCAACCCCCAGUCCCUCCUACCCCGUCCCCAGUCAACCCCCAGUCCCUCCUACCCCGUCCCCAGUCAACCCCCAGUCCCUCGUACCCUGUUCCCCGUCAACCCCCAGUCCCUCGUACCCCGUCCCCAGUCAACCCCCAGUCCCUCCUACCCCCUCCCCAGUCAACCCCCAGUCCCUCGUACCCUGUCCCCUGUCACCCCCAGUCCCUCCUACCCCGUCCCCAGUCAACCCCCAGUCCCUCCUACCCCGUCCCCAGUCAACCCCCAGUCCCUCCUACCCCGUCCCCAGUCAACCCCCAGUCCUUCGUACCCUGUCCCCCGUCAACCCCCAGUCCCUCCUACCCCGUCCCCAGUCAACCCACAGUCCCUCCUACCCCGUCCCCAGUCAACCCCCCAGUCCCUCGUACCCUGUCCCCCGUCAACCCCAAGUCCCUCCUACCCCGUCCCCAGUCAACCACAGUCCCUCGUACCAUGUCCCCCGUCAACCCCCAGUCCCUCCUACCCCGUCCCCAGUCAACCCCGGUCCCUCCUACCCCGUCCCCAGUCAACCCCCAGUCCCUCGUACCCUGUCCCCCGUCAACCCCCAGUCCCUCCUACCCCGUCCCCAGUCAACGCCCAGUCCCUCGUACCCUGUCCCCGUCAACCCCCAGUGA